AUGGAACAAAAUCAACAAGGGCAGCAAGUGGUGCUACUAGGAGAACGCAGAGAACAAGAAGAACCAAGUGCUGCCUGCCAGAUUUGCAGGCGCAAUGGCUUUAGAGGACACAAAGGAAUGCUUAUCCAUCAAUCAAAGAAUGUAUUGUGUAGAGAAAUGCGACGUCUAGUCGAGGCUCGUGAGGCAUUAGUGGGAGCUGGUCAAGCAGAAGGUAGAAAUGCUGUUGUUGAACGGACUCAGCAUGAACAGGUCGUAGAAGAGCAAAUGGAACAAGCACCAGCACAAGAGCAAGCUGCUCAACCAACAACACUCGUUGGUAAAGCAUGUGCUAGUGGCAAGGAAUUCGUGGGGGCUAUCUUUAAGCUUAUUCAAUGGAUUUUCAAAAUCAUUUAUUCUCUGAUGAUCUUGUUCCUUGGAUUUUCAAACAUCUACUUUUUGUAUCUGUAUCUGACCGAAAAAGCGCCCAUUAUCAACAAAAGCACCUAUCUACUAUCGCCCAAUUUCGAGGAGGAAUUUAGGAUCAUGUAA
Mucor velutinosus is the source of this 528-nucleotide messenger RNA. It is a transcript of the gene RNA14, whose product is annotated as mRNA 3'-end-processing protein rna14. The transcript is spliced from 2 exons. NCBI's taxonomy places the organism in Eukaryota, Fungi, Mucoromycota, Mucoromycetes, Mucorales, Mucoraceae. The record is from RefSeq and is a predicted model, not a curated record. Bases 1 to 528 code for a protein of 175 amino acids.